Molecule: messenger RNA, 585 nt
Organism: Ambispora gerdemannii
Lineage: Eukaryota; Fungi; Glomeromycota; Glomeromycetes; Archaeosporales; Ambisporaceae
Source: the annotation of a GenBank genome assembly
GCUACUACUAAUCCUGAAGCAGAAAUCGAUAUUACUACAUCUGAAGAAAAUAUACCCACAAAAGCAAAUGCGGCAACGGACGAUGAUACCGCUUCUGAGUGGGAACAACGUAUCUCUAGGUCACGUAAACUGCCAUAUUAUUACAAUCGAUUGACCAAAGCAAGUACCUGGGAAAUUCCCGAAGGAGUUGAUCCAAAAAAGAUUAAAAAUUACGAAAACCUUGAGCAGGUUGGCGGUAAUGUGCAACAGCAACAAAUACGUGCUAGUCACCUGCUGGUUAAGCAUAAAGAAAGCAGACGACCUAGUUCUUGGAAACAAGCUACUAUCACACGCACAAAAGAAGAAGCGCUGGAGCUGAUUGAAAGUUAUCGAUUACGAAUUAAAUCUGAUGAGACCACCUUAGCCGAGUUAGCCAAGAACGAAUCUGAUUGUUCUAGUGGUAAACGUGGAGGAGAUCUCGGGCACUUUGGAAAAGGACAAAUGCAGCCAAGCUUUGAGGAAGCUGCUUUUAAGCUUGAAGUCGGCGAAUUGAGUGAUCCAGUGUGGAGUGAUAGUGGAGUUCACUUGAUUUUGAGGACAGAAUGA